CUUUUCUUGUGUACCAAUUUUCCCUUCAACAGAAUUAUUGACUAAGGAAAAAACCCAAAUAUUUGACUUUCUCCCAAUAUUAUAGGAGAAGGCAAUUUGCCGGAGGCCAACAGUCAUAAACCACCUUUGCGCGGCUGCCUGCCCUAGAACCUUCUUCUUCUUCUCUCAAGGGUUUUUCCGCUUUCUCUCUCCUCUUUCUGGAGGAAAAGAAGUGGUAAAAAGCAAGAAAAGGAAUGGUGGAAUCUGAAGAAACCCACAUCAAUAAUAAGCCAUGGAUGAGGUCCGAGGAAUCAUGUGGAGAUAAGAACGAGUUUUUGAGUGAAGAAAUUAAUACCAUUCUCAUGUCUGAACCUGUGAUUAAUGAUGUGUUAUUGAAUUCACAAUCUCAAAAUCAGUCUCAACCUCUGAAGAAGAAAUGGUCAAGUGAUUCAUGUUCUUAUAAUUUAGCAGCAAAUGCACUUUCUGCUGCUGGUGCUGCCUUCCUCUCUGCUGUCAUUGUUAAUCCUCUUGAUGUUGCCAAGACAAGGUUGCAAGCACAAGCUGCAGGAGCUCAAUAUGCACAUCCGUUAAGUAACUCCCUUAGUCGUAUGGCAGUUUUUGGACCAAAUAUGCUGUUUGCAGAUUUAAGGUGUUCCCCUUCAUGUGCAAGAGGUGGUAUUCAGGGAACAGUAUCAAUGUGUCCACCUGAUUGUUUUCAGUACAAAGGAACACUGGAUGUUAUGUAUAAAAUUGCCAGACAGGAAGGGAUUACAAGACUAUGGAGAGGAACAAAUGCUGGUUUAGCACUGGCUAUUCCAAUGGUAGGGAUAUAUCUCCCCUUUUAUGAUGUAUUCCGCGUACGCAUGGAAGAAUUUGCAGCUGAAAAUGCUCCAAGUUUAGGGCCAUAUGUCCCAUUUGUCGCCGGUGCUUUGGCACGAUCGUUAGCUUGUACCACAUGCUAUCCAAUUGAACUUGCUAGAACUCGGAUGCAGGCAUUCAAAGAGACUGGAAAGAAGCCUCCUGGUGUAUUGAGGACCCUAAUUGGGAUAGUUUCGCAUGCCAAAAGUACAACCACUUUUCAAAGCAAUUUGCAUAGUUACCGUGUUCUCUGGACCGGCCUUGGAGCACAACUUGCUCGUGAUGUUCCCUUUUCCGCAAUCUGCUGGUCAACCCUUGAACCUAUGAGGAGGAAACUUAGUGCUCUAAGGGGAGAUGAAGCAAGUGCAAUCACUAUUUUGGGUUCAAAUUUUGCUGCUGGAUUUGUAGCUGGAAGCUUAGCUGCUGGUGCUACAUGCCCUUUGGAUGUGGCUAGAACACGCAGACAAAUAGAGAAAGAUCCUGUCAAGGCACUCAGGAUGACCACGCGGCAGACUCUAAUAGAGAUCUGGAGGGAUGGAGGAAUGAGGGGACUCUUUGCAGGUGCUAGCCCUCGAAUUGCUCGUGCAGGACCUUCUGUCGGGAUUGUGGUUUCCUUCUACGAAGUUGUAAAAUACGUUGUCAGUACUAGGUUAACUUAAUUUUGCAAUUAACAACAGAACUAGGUUUUAGAAUGAAGAAUGCAGUUUUUUGGAGAUUUACAGUCUUGUCUUCAAAGUUAUAUAAAUAAUACCAGAUCAAGAAGUUCGGACCUUGAAAUGUAACCACUUCGAGGUCGGUUUAGCACAGGAUUAAUUAGAGUUAUGUCAGGUUCACUUAAUACAGUUAAUUAGGGUCUGUUUCUCAAAGAUGAGCAACAAAUUUUGUUCGAGUACAGUGUUUCAGAGAAAUGAAAUGUUUUUGCUGAGAGAUUCUCAGUUUUGCCUGUA
Molecule: messenger RNA, 1784 nt
Organism: Spinacia oleracea (spinach)
Lineage: Eukaryota; Viridiplantae; Streptophyta; Magnoliopsida; Caryophyllales; Amaranthaceae
Product: mitochondrial carrier protein MTM1
Exons: 11
Coding region: 234-1496 (420 amino acids)
Biological process (GO): mitochondrial transmembrane transport
Cellular component (GO): mitochondrion
Source: RefSeq, a predicted model, not a curated record